AUGAUCUCCCGUGUUUUCACCCGUAGAAUUGCUUCAACUGCAUUCAGAUUCCAAGCAGCCUCCAAGAAGAAUAUCCAACCACCAAUUGAAUUAUUCGGAACCGAUGGUGUCUACGCCAACUCCUUAUACUCUGCUACUAUCCAAGAGUCAGACAUGAGUCAAACCUACAACUCAUUGAAGAAAGUUGAGGAUGUCAUCAAAGGUGACCCCAAGUUGGAAGAGGCUUUGACCAACCCAGGUUUGUCAAAAGAUGACAGAGUUGCUAUCAUCAAGUCUGUUAACAACAGCUUGGGUUUGGACAAGACUACAGGUAACUUUCUUUUGGUUUUGGCUGAAAACAACAGAUUGGGUAACUUCCCAUCCAUUUUCAAGAAAUUCGGUAUGUUGAACGAUGCACACAAUGGUAUUGUUAAUGCCACAGUCACAAGUGCAAAGCCAUUGGAAUCCAAGAUCUUGAAGAGAUUGCAAACCUCAAUCGGUAACAGCAGCUUUGUCGGUCAAGGAAAGACUUUGAAAUUGAACAAUGAAGUGAACCCAGACAUCAAGGGUGGUUUGAUUGUUGAAGUUGGAGACAGAACUGUUGAUGUUUCCAUCUCCAACAAGGUCAACAGAUUGAACCAAACUUUGAAAGAGAACAUUUAA
Molecule: messenger RNA, 642 nt
Organism: Lodderomyces elongisporus
Lineage: Eukaryota; Fungi; Ascomycota; Pichiomycetes; Serinales; Debaryomycetaceae
Gene: ATP5
Product: F1F0 ATP synthase subunit 5
Exons: 1
Coding region: 1-642 (213 amino acids)
Biological process (GO): proton motive force-driven mitochondrial ATP synthesis
Cellular component (GO): membrane
Molecular function (GO): proton-transporting ATP synthase activity, rotational mechanism
Source: RefSeq, a predicted model, not a curated record